AUGGCCCUCCUAAGGCUACAGAACUCACACCGAGCAACUCCGCACAUACCCCAACCCCCACCAAGAAAUUCACCCGACCCCUACCACACCCUCAUACACAAAUACACGCCCAUCCUCGCCAACAACGCCAGCCAACUAUUUACCAGGGGCCCGGUCGCACCGACCCAGCUCCAGUCCGGACAUAGCCCACACAACAUCCAUUACGCACCCCGCAAGGAUCACAGGCAUCCUCCCCCUCCCAAACCACCCUCCCUCCCGUCCACCCCUUCCUCCCUGCCCACCCACUCAACUGCCAGCACCACACACCUCUCCUCUCAUGCCCGAUCCCCGCAGGUACACCUUGCCACGCCCCCUCAUACAUCCCCCACGCUUCACCAGCGCAUACAACAGGCCCCGGCGUCCGCGCCUGACAGGGAACAGUCACACGCCACAACUCCGCGCCCCCCCCCUCCCCACGCCCCACCGCAACCAAGAAUCACCCCCUCGACGGCCCACAGGCUGGACACCCUCUGGGCGACCCCCCCUCCGGCUCCGCGGUCACUCCGUGCCCGGGCACCCGGCCAAUCCAAUCGCCCUCCCCCCUCACAACAAAAAAUCCCACACAAUUACCCCAUCCCCCCAAAAUCUGCCCACAAUCCACAAAAAAAUUGCCCAAGAACCCACAAAAUACCCCCCCCGCCCAAACGAACUCUACCAGAAUCGACGUCCAUCCUACCCCACAUCCAAAACACAAUCACCCCCCGCACACACCAAUCUCAGAACCCCACUCCCGGCCCCACAACCAUAGGCCCACCCGCAAUCAACUCACGCGAUCGCCCCGGACCCACUACGAAGGCCCUACCAAAAUAA
Messenger RNA from Pecten maximus, 849 nucleotides. Its product is annotated as extensin-like. NCBI's taxonomy places the organism in Eukaryota, Metazoa, Mollusca, Bivalvia, Pectinida, Pectinidae. The record is from RefSeq and is a predicted model, not a curated record. The coding region runs from base 1 to 849 and encodes 282 amino acids. The transcript has 2 exons.